Messenger RNA from Alternaria novae-zelandiae, 546 nucleotides. RefSeq lists its product as uncharacterized. The transcript has a single exon. NCBI's taxonomy places the organism in Eukaryota, Fungi, Ascomycota, Dothideomycetes, Pleosporales, Pleosporaceae. The record is from RefSeq and is a predicted model, not a curated record. The coding region runs from base 1 to 546 and encodes 181 amino acids.
AUGAAGCCGACGACGGUCCACAGUAUGAUCGAGUACCGGCACGGAACCAUGAUCGCGGUUACGACGAGCGUGAAGAGCACGGAGACCGGUACAGGGAAGACGACCUGCCUCUCGACUAUGGCGAAGGAGAGCCCCGUCGUCAACCUCAACCUCGACCUCGAGACCGGUCACCACCUCCACGCCCCCGCAGUCGAAGUCGGGGUCGAGACUACUCCAGAGAACAACCUCGUGGCGGGCAGCAAGACCGAAGAUCCCCCAGUCGGCGGCGAGACCGAAGAUCCCCUAGUCGGCGACGAACCCAAACCGAAAGAAGGCCUCACCGACCUUACAGUGCUGAGCGCGGUCAGGGGCGAGACCCGCGCACGAGACGAUCUCGCUCUCCCGGUACUGAGCGCGCGCCGAGACCGCAGACACCACAACCACUUGCUCAUCCUCCUCUUCCCCAAACUCGCGGUAGGGGCUAUACCGUCAUCGAUCACCGUACAGGAAUUGAACACGUCUGGACCCCUGAGUACGGACAGUCUCGCGGGUCUUACACGGAUUUGA